AUGCUGCCGGUGCCCCCGGAGGUGAAGCCCAACGCCAGCCCGCUGCAGGGCGCGAACCUCUGCUCGCGCCUGUUCGUCUGGUGGCUAAACCCCUUGUUUAAAAUUGGCCAUAAGCGGAGAUUAGAAGAAGAUGACAUGUACUCAGUGCUUCCGGAAGAUCGCUCCAGGCACCUUGGGGAAGAGCUGCAAGGGUACUGGGAUCAGGAAGUUCUGAGAGCCCAGAAAGACGCACGGGAGCCUUCUUUAACGAAAGCAAUCAUAAAGUGUUACUGGAAAUCCUACUUAGUCUGGGGAAUGUUUAUGUUUCUUGAGGAAGGCACAAGGGUACUUCUGCCCAUAUUUUUGGGCAAAAUUAUUAGUUAUGUUGAAAACUAUGAUCCCACCGAUUCUGCCACUUUGUACGAAGCCUACAGCUAUGCUGCAGGGCUGAGUGCCUGCGUGCUGGUCUGGGCCAUCCUGCACCACUUGUACUUCUAUCACAUUCAGCGUGUGGGCAUGAGGUUAAGAGUAGCCAUGUGCCAUAUGAUUUACCACAAGGCCCUUCACCUGAGUAGCCUGGCCAUGGGCAAGACCACCACAGGCCAGAUAGUCAGUCUGCUGUCCAAUGAUGUGAACAAGUUGGAUCAGGUAACGAUGUUCUUGCACUUUCUGUGGGUGGGGCCACUGCAGGCUAUCGCAGUGACGGCCCUGCUCUGGAUGGAAACAGGAAUAUCAUGUCUUGCCGGGAUGGCGGUUCUCAUGAUUCUUCUGCUUUUGCAAAGCUACAUCGGGAAGCUGUUUUCAUCACUCUGGGGUAAGACCGCAGCUUUCACAGACGACAGGAUCAGGACCCUGAGCGAAGUUAUAACUGGCAUCAAAACAAUAAAAAUGUAUGCUUGGGAAAAGUCUUUUGAAGACCUUAUUACCAGCUUGAGAAGUAAAGAAAUUUCCAAGAUUCUGAGAAGUUCCUACCUUAGAGGAGUGAGUUUGGCAUCAUUUUUCGCUGUAAGCAAAGUCAUGGUCUUUGUCACCUUCAUCACUAACUACCACCUGGAUAACAUGAUCACAGCCAGCCAAGUGUUUGUGGUGGUGACGCUGUACGAGGCUGUGCGGUUGACGGGCACCCUCUACUUCCCCAUGGCCGUGGAGAAGGUGUCAGAGGCAGUCGUCAGCAUCCGAAGAAUCAAGAACUUUCUAUUACUUGAUGAGAUAUCACAGCACAACCCUCAGCUGCCAUCAACUGGUGAAACGAUAGUGGACGUGCAAGAUUUCACUGCUUUUUGGAAUAAGGCAUCAAAUACCCCAACCCUACAAGGCCUUUCCUUUACUGUCAGACCCGGGGAACUGUUAGCUGUGAUUGGACCUGUGGGAGCAGGAAAGUCGUCCCUGUUAUGUGCUGUGCUGGGGGAGCUGCCCCCGAGCCAGGGGCUGGUCAGCGUGCACGGGAGGAUCGCGUAUGUUCCUCAGCAGCCCUGGGUGUUUUCAGGAACUGUGCGGAGUAAUAUUUUAUUUGGGAAGAAAUAUGAAAAAGAACGAUAUGAAAAAGUAAUAAAGGCUUGUGCUUUGGAAAAGGAUUUACAGCUUUUGGAGGAUGGAGAUCUAGCUGUGAUAGGAGAUGGAGGAAUUACACUGAGUGCCGGGCAGAAAGCCCGGGUCGGCCUCGCAAGAGCCGUGUAUCAGGAUGCAGACAUCUACCUCCUGGACGAUCCGCUCAGUGCAGUGGAUGCAGAAGUCAGCAGGCACUUGUUCCAAGAGUGCGUUUGCCAAGCUUUGAAGGAGAAAAUCACAAUCUUAGUGACUCAUCAGCUUCAGUUCCUCAAGGAUGCAAGUCAGAUUCUGAUAUUGAAAGAUGGCAAAAUGGUCACAAAGGGGACUUAUUCUGAGUUCCUGAAAUCCGGUGUAGAUGUCAUUUCCUUUUUUAAGAAGGAGAAGGAGGAGGCUGAACCAUCUCCAAUUCCAGGAACUCCCACUCUGAAGAAUCAAACCUCCUCCGGGUCUUCGGUUCAGUCUCAGAAGUCUUCCUUGUUGAAAGAUGCUGCUCCGGAAGACCAAGAUACUGAGAAUAUAGAGUUCACACUCUCCCCGGAGGACCGUUUGGAUGGAAACGUUGGUUUUAAGACCUACAAGACCUACUUCACAGCCAGUGCUCAGUGGUUUAUCAUCAUUUUCCUUAUUCUACUAAACAUCGCAGCUCAGGUUGCCUACAUCCUUCAAGAUUGGUGGCUUGCAUACUGGGCAAAUGGACAGAGUACCCUGUAUGCCAUAGUAUAUGGAAAAGGAAAGCUAAUUGUGGAGCCUGAUAGUGCCUGGUACUUUACAGUUCAUGCAGUUCUAACUGUAGCUACUGUCCUUUUUGGCAUCACAAGAUCUGUGUUGAUAUUCUACGUGCUUGUUAAUUCUUCUCAAACUUUGCACAACAAAAUGUUGGAGUCUAUUUUGAGAGCUCCGGUGUUGUUCUUCAACAGAAAUCCGAUAGGAAGAAUUUUAAAUCGUUUCUCCAAAGACAUUGGGUGUAUGGAUGACUUGCUGCCCCUGACAUUUCAAGAUUUCAUCCAGACAUUCCUACUUGUGAUUGGUGUGGUGGGUGUGAUGGUGGCAGUGAUUCCUUGGAUUGUGAUACCCGUGGUUCCACUUGGCAUCAUUUUAUUCUUUCUUUGGCGAUAUUUCUUAGAGACGUCACGAGAUGUCAAACGCCUGGAAUGUGCAACACGGAGCCCAAUAUUUUCCCACUUAGCAUCUUCUCUCAGGGGACUCUGGACCAUCCAGGCGUGCAAAGCUGAACAGAGGUUUCAGGAACUGUUUGACGCACAUCAGGAUUUGCACUCAGAGGCUUGGUUCCUGCUUCUGACCGCGUCCCGAUGGCUCGCCAUGCGUCUGGAUGUCAUCUGUGCCAUCUUUGUCACUGUUGUUGCCUUUGUGUCCCUGAUUCUGGCAGAAAGUUUGGAUCCCGGGCGGGUUGGCCUGGUUCUGUCUCUCACCCUCACGCUCACACAGAUGUUCCAGUGGUGCGCCAGGCAAAGCAUAGAAAUUGAGAAUAUGAUGAUUUCAGUAGAAAGGGUGAUUGAACACGCAGACCUUGAGAAAGAAGCAUCCUGGGAAUAUGAGUAUCGUCCACCGCCAGCCUGGCCCCGUAGUGGACGGAUUUCCUUUAACAGUGUUAACUUCAAAUACAGCUUUGACAGUCCUCUGAUAUUGAAGGACCUGUCAGCACUCAUUAACUCAGAAAGAAAGGUCAGCAUUGUGGGAAGAACAGGAGCUGGAAAAAGUUCCCUCAUCUCUGCCCUUUUUAGAUUGGCAGAACCCGAAGGUGUCAUUCGAAUUGAUGGGAUCCAGGCAACCAGAAUUGGACUUCAUGAUUUAAGGAAGAAAAUGUCCGUUGUAUCUCAGGAACCUGUUUUAUUCACUGCAACAAUGAGGAAAAAUCUGGAUCCCUUUAAUGAGCAUAAGGAUGAGGAGCUGUGGAAUGCCUUAGAAGAGGUACAACUUAAAGAAGCCGUCAAAUUUCUUCCUGAUAAAAUGGAUACUGAUUUAGCAGAAUCAGGAUUAAACUUGAGUGUGGGAGAGAGACAACUGGUGUGCCUUGCCAGGGCUAUUCUCAGGAAAAAUCAGAUACUGAUUCUUGACAAAGCCACAUCAAAUGUGGAUCCAAGAACUGAUGAGUUAAUACAUAAAAAAAUCCGUGAGAAAUUUGCCCAGUGCACUGUGCUGACCAUCACACACAGGUUGAGCACCGUUAUUGACAGUGACUGGAUAAUGGUUUUGGAUUCAGGGACACUAAAAGAAUAUAAACGGCCGCAUGAGUUGCUGCAAGAUACAGACAGCCUGUUUUACAGGAUGGUGCAACAACUGGGUGAGGCCGAGGCCACUGCCAUCACUGAAAGAGCAAAACAGGUGCACAGAAGGGGAGUAUUGGGAUGUUACUCACAGUGACCAUGUGGUUAUAAAUGCUUCCAGUGGACAGCCCUCAGCCUUAACAGUUUUUGAGAGAGUGCUGUGAUUCUACCAUGAUGUCAAAUCUAUUCUGAAGGCAUUUUUCCAAUAGUUUUUGUACUGCAUUAACUAUUUUGUAGUUUUUUG
Hippopotamus amphibius kiboko is the source of this 4056-nucleotide messenger RNA. Its product is annotated as ATP-binding cassette sub-family C member 4-like. Gene Ontology annotation, biological process: transmembrane transport. Gene Ontology annotation, molecular function: ATP binding; ABC-type transporter activity; ATP hydrolysis activity. Bases 1 to 3909 code for a protein of 1302 amino acids. The record is from RefSeq and is a predicted model, not a curated record. Lineage: Eukaryota; Metazoa; Chordata; Mammalia; Artiodactyla; Hippopotamidae. The transcript is spliced from 31 exons. Gene Ontology annotation, cellular component: plasma membrane.